AUGUCCCACAAGUACUCCCUGGUCGGUCAGGACGACGUUCCCGAUCUCAUUGAACAGGAUGAACCUACGCCCACGUACACUGAACCAACUCAAACCCCAAUACAGCCAGAAGUCAUCAAGCCACAGGUGCCAGCGCCUGCAGCAAGCAUGUUCCAAGUUGGGUUCUACAGCAAAUACUUUGACAUCAAUACAGAGGAGUUCUUUGCAAAAAUCAAGUUGGCUCUAGACCCGUUUCAAAAAACUUCGGUUGUAGCGAGCCAAAACGACGAAAACGGCAACCAGGACACUGUGGAAUUGUAUGGAGCCAUCUGGGUCACGGCAACGCUUAUUUUCCUUGUUUUCGUCUCGUCCACGGGAGCCAAUCUCGUGUCACAUUGGCUCUACUUAAAAGAUGAUGGGAAGUACGAGUACGAUUUCGAUCGCUUGACGGUGCUGAUGUCGCUUUUUUACGGCUACAUCAGUCUUGUCCCGCUUGCGCUAUAUGCGGUGACAACUUGGUGGCUCAAGUUUGCUGAUCGCUUAUCUCUCACGAGACUUGUAUCUAUUUACGGGUAUGCCAAUGUACUCUGGGUGCCGCUCACCUUGAUCAAUUUUGUGCUUGUUGUGUUUGUUAGCAGCAAGAAGCAUAAGGUGCUUUUGAACGUGCUCGAGUGGGUCUCUGUCAUGCUUAGUGGUGCCGUGGCUGGACUCAGCAUCAUCUUGAAAAGGGCAACGUUGAAGAGGGGACAAAGAAACACCGGGUUUUGA
This is a messenger RNA of Candidozyma auris, 747 nucleotides long. RefSeq lists its product as uncharacterized. The transcript is spliced from 3 exons. Lineage: Eukaryota; Fungi; Ascomycota; Pichiomycetes; Serinales; Metschnikowiaceae. Gene Ontology annotation, biological process: vesicle-mediated transport. Bases 1 to 747 code for a protein of 248 amino acids. Gene Ontology annotation, molecular function: small GTPase binding. The record is from RefSeq and is a predicted model, not a curated record. Gene Ontology annotation, cellular component: Golgi apparatus; membrane.